Molecule: messenger RNA, 1512 nt
Organism: Penicillium brevicompactum
Lineage: Eukaryota; Fungi; Ascomycota; Eurotiomycetes; Eurotiales; Aspergillaceae
Product: sugar porter family MFS transporter
Exons: 6
Coding region: 1-1512 (503 amino acids)
Biological process (GO): carbohydrate transport; transmembrane transport
Cellular component (GO): membrane
Molecular function (GO): carbohydrate:proton symporter activity
Source: RefSeq, a predicted model, not a curated record
AUGUUUUUGCGUGGAAAAUACCUACACUGGGCUGUGACGGCUGCUAGCUGUCAGGCCUUCCUUCUCCUGGGCUAUGACCAAGGAGUGAUGAGCGGCCUGAUUGGUGCUAACAAUCAGUUCGGACAGACAUUUAAUAAUCCCGACAGUACGAUGCAAGGACUAUUGACUUCGAUCUAUGAUAUUGGCUGUGCAGUUGGCUGUUUGCUCAGUCUUGUCAUUGGCCACCGGUUCGGUCGUCGCAAGAUGAUUAUUGCGGGCGGCUCGAUCAUGAUCAUCGGCACAAUCAUCCUGGGCAGCUCAUAUUCGGUGGCCCAGUUUCUCGUCGGUCGUAUCGUCACCGGCAUAGGCAACGGCAUCAACAGCAGCACCGUUCCAGCCUACCAGUCGGAAUUGGCACGACCAGAAGCACGAGGCAGGUUGCUCUCCGCACAGGGCACUGUCACCAUCCUCGGCCUAUGUAUCGCAUACUGGUUAGAUUAUGGACUGAGCUUCGUGGACACUCCUGUUCAAUGGCGGUUCCCAAUCAGUUUCCAGGCUUUCUUCGCUCUGUGUUUGGUCUUGCAGAUGAUUCCCUUGCCCGAUUCGCCUCGAUGGCUCUGCGAGCAAGAUCGAAGUGACGAGGCAGCGUCAGUCCUAGCGCACCUCCAGUUGCAGCAACCUGCCAAUGAGUCGAGCCCUGAUGUUGUGCAUCUCCGUCGUCAAAUUGAAACUUCCAUUGAGAUUGAGUCUGCUGGCGGACCAUUCAAGUAUAAGGAGCUUUGGUCGGGUGGCUCAAUGGGCAAUCUUCGUCGCAUGAUUCUGGCUGCUGUGGUCAACAUCCAGCAGCAGUUUACCGGCUCCAAUAUGAUUAAUUACUAUGCACCCGUUGUCUACCAGAACGCCAUGCAUCUUUCUCGCAACCUCUCCUUGGUCCUAGGUGGCUGUACCUCCCUCGCAUACCUCGUCGGAUCUGUGAUACCGUUAUGGAGCAUGGAUAAAUUUGGCCGACGAGUAUCGCUCAUGGUGUCCGCAGCUGGCCUUUGCUUCUGCUUUGUGAUGACUUCAAUUCUUCUUUCAAUCGGCACCGCCAAGUGUGCCUACGCGGCCACUGUAUUUGUCUUCAUUUUCCAGCUGUUCCUUGGUAUCGGCUAUCUACCAGUCCCAUGGUUCUAUCCUUCUGAGAUUUCAACCACCCGUAUCCGGGCCCGAGCUCAAGCCUUCGGUGGUUUUGUCAAUUGGAUCUGUGUUUUUAUCGUUGUCCAGAUAACGCCGACGGCUAUUGACAACAUUGGAUGGAGGACGUUCAUCAUCUUCGCCUGCUUCUGCUUUGCAUGGAUCCCCAUUGUGUUUUUCUUCUUCCCCGAGACUAAAGGUUUGGAGCUUGAAGAUGUUGAUCACCUGUUUGAAGCGGGUGGGAUAACUGGAGGUGUUUGGGCAUCAAGGGGAUACCCUGUCCACCCAGGGCAUCACCGGGCUAUGAACGAGGAGAGGAUUGAGAAACCUAUCGCGGAAGCUAUUCACGUCGAAGUAUAA